AUGCUCUUAAAGGCGAAGGCGAACGUUAACGUCAACGCCGAAGGUAGAGACGAAUUGACACCGCUCCACCUCGCGGCCCGUAACAACAAACUCAAGAUCGUGACAUUGCUCUUGGACGCGGGGGCAGAUGUCGAAGCUAGGGACGGAUUGGCGAAGACCCCGCUCCACCUCGCGGCGACGGACGAGAUUGCGAGAGCGCUCGUGAACGCAAAGGCGUACGUUGAUGCUAUAGACGCUAGAGAGAGAACCCCGCUCCACCACGCGGUGCAGGACGGUCGAUGCGAUGUUGUGAGUGCGCUCCUCAAGGCAAAAGCAAACGUUAACGCCAUAGACGUAUACGGGUGGACCCCGCUACACCUCGCGGAGUUUGUGUCAUGCCGUGUCGCGAGGCUGCUACUCCGUGCGAAGGCGUGCGUCGAUGCAAGAGACUAUGGCGGAAUAACCCCGCUCCACUACGCGGCGAUGGGAGACCGACGCAACAUCGCGAGUCUGCUUAUACGGGCGAAGGCGAACGUCAACGCCAAAAACGAUCAAUUACAAACCCCGCUCCACAAUGCGGCUCAGAAAGGCCACCACGAGAUCGCGAGCCUGCUCUUGGGAGCGAAGGCAAACGUCCACGCCAGAGACAUAUACGAGAAUAUCCCGCUCCACACAGCGGCGUGGGGCUCACCGACUCUUGCACCUGCAAAACAGGGUCAACUCCAGACCGUGAGGUUGCUCUUGGAGGCAAAAUCGGACGUCCACGCCAGAAACAAAGCGGGGUUAACUCCGCUACACGUUGCGGUGUUUGGUAAUAGUGAUGUUGCGAGGGUGAUAAUCGGUGCGAAGGCGGACGUCGACGCCAGAGACAACGACGGGAAGACCCCGCUCCACCUCGCGGCACAGCGCGGUGAAUGCCCGUUCGCAAAAGUGUUGCUCUUGGAUACGAACGCGGACGUCGACGCCAGAGACAACGACGGGAAGACCCCGCUUCACCUCGCGGUGGCGUGCGAUCAACACUGUUUUGCGAUAUUGCUCUUGAAGGCGGGGGCGGACGUCAACGCCAGAGACAACGACGGGAUGACCCCGCUCCACAUCGCAGAAUCAAGAAAAGACACUAUUUUCGUU
This is a messenger RNA of Darwinula stevensoni, 1107 nucleotides long. The record is from the annotation of a GenBank genome assembly. NCBI's taxonomy places the organism in Eukaryota, Metazoa, Arthropoda, Ostracoda, Podocopida, Darwinulidae.